This is a messenger RNA of Boleophthalmus pectinirostris (great blue-spotted mudskipper), 10041 nucleotides long. RefSeq lists its product as uncharacterized. The record is from RefSeq and is a predicted model, not a curated record. Lineage: Eukaryota; Metazoa; Chordata; Actinopteri; Gobiiformes; Gobiidae. Gene Ontology annotation, cellular component: nucleus. Bases 2034 to 9635 code for a protein of 2533 amino acids. The transcript has 6 exons. Gene Ontology annotation, biological process: regulation of transcription by RNA polymerase II. Gene Ontology annotation, molecular function: DNA-binding transcription factor activity, RNA polymerase II-specific; RNA polymerase II transcription regulatory region sequence-specific DNA binding.
CAGCCCGGCCAGAGGCCUGAGGACAACAGAGACGAGACGAGACGAGCGCUGUGUUAACGAGCGAUAAACAAUACUGCUGUGACAUUAAGGACGAUCCAUGCAACCCAUUUGUGAAAUUAUAGUGAAUACUGUACAUACAUCAAGUUAGACGCACUAAAAUUGACGGUGCCUUGGUGGCGUCAAACUUGGAAAGCAGUCAAAGCCACUACAAAGGAAGUGAUGCCUUCUGUGCUCGGACAAAAUCAUUUCACAAUGGAAAAGCAGAAGGUAUUGGCAGAAUGUUGCACCUUCAUCUGCACAAUAUGUGGCGAUGGAUUUAGUCAGUAUCAAAAUGUGUUAAGUCAUAUGUCCAUCCAUGGACCUUUGGAAUCUUUUACCUUUGAUGGCUCAUCUAACGGAUUUGAAGUGCCCAGAGAGUAUGUCCUUCAAGAGAAUGGUACACUGACAGCGUUAACUGGCUUGACACAUCCUGAAUACUCAACCAAACGACCAUCCUCUCCUGGAAUAUUGCCAUCUCAUUUCUCAUGCCCUGUCAACACCAUGUCUCCUUCACAGAAGUCUUUCUCCAGAGAUGUUUUGGCAUCAAAAUCUUUGGACUCGAACCUGGACCAUUCUCAUGGAGGGCUUUACCGUUGCGAAGUUUGUGGCAGAACUUUCAAUAGCUUGCAAUUCUUGCAUCGUCAUCAGCAGUAUAGAAAUCUAGAUGGUGGUUUUAGGUGUACUUUAUGUUGUAGGUUCUUUAAAGGUAGACUGGAACUUAAGAAACACAUGCAAAACCAUACCUAUGAAAGGUUUCACUAUUGUGCAUACUGUGGCAAGCGCUUUGUAAAAAUAGAUGCGCUGAAAGCUCAUAUAAACCAUAGUCAUUCGUCUACCAAACUUUUUGAUGAGUUUGAGAAUAGUCAAGAUUUGAAGUUGGAGAGAUCUUACAGCUGUAAAAAAUGUAAGCUAUCUUUUUUCUGGUUAACAGACUUCCAGAUACAUUCAUUUUACCUAUGCAAAGGGAGAGAGGUGUCUGUAACAUCUGAAACUGAAGAUGCCACUAGAGUUAAUCUGAAAACUUGUAAUGGCACAUCUACUCAUGCUAGGAAUGGAGCAAAGAAAUUGAUGAAUGCAAGCAGUGAAACUGACUCGACAUACAGAUGUGGUUUGUGUGGGGAGCGGUUCCCUGAGUUAACUGCCCUGAAAGAACACCAUACAACACAUGAGUCGCAACAAAAAAUGGAAAAUCCAACUCUGAAAUCAAAGUCAUUUAAUGGACUACUAAGAAAAGCAAAUUGCAGAACAAGAAAAAAACAUUUUAGUUUCACAAUGCAUCCAUGCAAGCUGUGCAGUUGUGUUUUUCAUCAUUCUAAUAGCUUAACCCAACAUAUGAAAUACCAUAAGGGCAUAAGUCAUACAUCCAAAAUCGAUGGCCAAGCUCUUGGACCUGACAAUAAAAAUAAGGCUACAGAAAUUCAAAGGGCAGCUUGUGAAAACUAUAAAUGUCACAAAUGUGAGAAGAAGUUCGGUCUUCUGUGUGUCUUUAAGACACAUUUACGCUAUCAUAGAAAAGAAGGCAAGGCAGGCGCAGCAUCUACAAAUUCCUCCUCUAAAGAUGAAAAGCCAUGCCAAGACAUGACAGAGAGCGAUACUCAUGAAGCUGCUCCAAGUGAAGAGCAUGUCCUUGAAGAGGGCCAUACAGAAGAUACAGAGCAAAAUGGUGUUCUCAGUGCUGCAAAUGUUAAGGAAAAUGCACCUGAGUCCAAUUAUACAUGCACUGAAUGCUCCCAGACGUUUGAAUGCAUGGAAACAUUUGUUCAGCAUCAGCUUUCUCAUGGCUCAGAAAACUAAAGACGAGUCGAUACGGAGUGAACGCAUGAGCAGACCAAGAGCCGAGGGGAGCACGCCUUGGGCUUUGGAUUUGCUUUGUGCUUGAAGCAUGACACCAUGUAGAUGAUUCCCAGACUUUUUGUCUCACAGAUUUCCAAAUGUAGUGCCCAGAAAAUUGGAAUUCCCUUGCUCCUAAAAGUUGACGAGAGAACGGGCAAAGGAUGGCUCAAGGUUGGGACCCAUACUUGCAAAAGUACUCAUCUUUACCUUCAGACCAUGGGACUCCUGACUCAGAAGUGAAAAAUCCUCAUCCUGCUGGUGGAUUCGUAGGUCAUGGUGGAUUCUCUAGUGCGAGCAUUCCACAUGGAGCCUCUGCAUCAAACUGCUGUUUUAGCAAUAGUCUUGAAAACGCCAAUACCAACUGGUGCUCAGAGAUGGGAAAUUAUCAAAGAAACCCCAGAGAAAUGUCAUGGCAACCUGAUGGAGAACAAAGUGACUACUUGACUAAAUGGGAGAACAGUAUACCAAAUUUUGAAACAAGUAUGUCGGAAACAGCUGGACACUGUUUAAAUUCGCCACAAUUAGGAUCUCAACAGGAAUCUGUGGUGCCCACCGACACUGAAUAUUUUAACGACUGCAUGAACAUUCAAGAGUCUUCAGAUGAAGGUGGAGAACCAAGAUCAUCUUGUGGAUUCAUGACCAGCACUUCUGUAUAUAACCCUCAAACUGGAGCUACUGCUAAUUAUCAUUCACACUGGCCUCAGAAACACUCUGGAGAUGCUAAGGACUUAACAUAUCCAAAAACUGUUUGGCCAAAUCUAACAGCAGAAAAUACAACCAAAUGUGUCCAAGACAAGGGUAAGUCAUUUGAGCACGCUAAAUCAAGUGCAUGCACUGAUGCAGAGACACAGGGGGUGGGACGUUUUGACCAAACCUGUAAACAAGAGGAAUUUUUAAACAUUUGUGACAAGGCAAGUGUGUCUGAGAAAUACAAUGGGCAUUGCAGAGAAACUUUGAUGAAUGCAAAGGAAACAAAAGAAACUGUUGAACAUAAGGUAUUCAGUGACAAUCAACCAACAACUACCCAGGGAUCCAACCCAAACACUGAAAGUCUUUCAUACUCUUCAGUAUUACCAGAUAAGUCAGUCACAUAUUGUUGUCAAACUGAAGUGGAUGAUCCAAUUAAAACUGAAACACAACACAACAAAACUAUUGAUUUGAUGAACAGUGAUUUCAGCUUGAGUAGGUCCAGUGAAACAAGCAAUGCUUUAGAGUCCAGGUUUCACACCAGUGCAGCUUUGAUGCGAGAUAAUGAAAAGGUCAAAGAAACAGUAGAUGAUCCAUCAAUACAGUUGGUGAGUAAAGGAUCUGUUCCCACUGGUGAUGCUAGGUCUCCUGAGUCCUCCAUAGACCCCCAUUUGCAUUCUUCAACAAAAACUGAAAGUGCAGAGCAAGCAGCAUCUUUUGAAGAAGUUGAUGAAACUGCUAAUUUAAGUAGUAGCAGGCUUUCUGUUUUCAAUGUUGGUGAAACCAGUACUCAAGGAAACUCCCUAGUAGAAGAGACCAGUGGAAUGGCACACAAUGAUAAAAAAUGUAAUGGUGAUGCUGAUACCUCACAAAAAAGCAGUGAAAGUGGUGGUCUUGGGACCCUUGAAAUCAAAACCUCUGUAAUUGAGCAAGCAUGUACAGCAGAAAAGGAUAAUGAAUCUGACAAUAUAUCAGAUGGUGAUGAUGCUGUAAAUUAUGGUGUUAAUAACAAGCCAAUAGUUGUGCUUGAUUCAGGACAAACAUCUGUGGUGGACAGUCUAAACAUCAAGGUAGAAAAAGAAGCUUUGACUGACCCUAAUAAGAAACCAGUUAAAGGCAAGCAGAAUGCAUUUCCAAAGUUUGACAUUAUGGGUAAAAAAGAAGUCCUGAACACAAAUCAUCCAAAAGACAAAUCAUCUUCACACAUGAAAACUGAGGCCUUAAAUCCAGAAAUAAAAUCAGUUUGUCAAGCAGAAAGUCACUCCUCUGAUCAAUUAGAGUGCCCAAGUGAUGAUGAGAAAAGUGUAUCCUGUAUGGAUUUUGAAAUGUUGACAAACCAGAGUACAGAGGAAAUUGAUCACUCUUCACCGUUUGUCCAAAGUUCAAAUGUCCAAGCAAGUCCAAGCAAUUCUGAUAAUGAACAGUCGGUGUAUGCUGAUGGUGAACCACUGUCUCCCCCAUCUUCUGAAGUACAUGAAUUACCUGAACUAGAUUCUUCUGAACCUGCAGAAUUAUUCAUUGAAAAAUGCCCCAAAAUGAGAUCCUCUACAGAAAUGUUGAAACGACUUCAGCCUGUUGUUCUCCUUAAAACCACAGAUGUAGAGAAUUUAACUAGCAACAAGUAUUUCUGUGCACAAUGUUUGUACAAUGCCUCCAAUUUGGAUGAUCUAAUUGAACACCACAAUCAUCAUCAUUCAAUGCAUAGUUUUCAGUUGUGCACAUCUUGUGGUGUGUAUUUGGCACAUCAGGAUCAAACAAGGAAACAUUUGUGUCAAUAUAGCCCUAGGUCUCCUUCAGAUGUGGUAAAGGGGGAAAAAAGAAAAGGCUACCAUUGCCAGAAGUGUGGACUUUCUUUUUCAAAAUGGAAUAUAUUCAUCAGUCAUAUGCGCUCACACACCGGAAAAACACCAUAUAAAUGUGAAAAAUGUGGACUGUAUUUUGCGCAGGGUUCUUCUUUACGUAGACACAGAAAUAUUUCCAAACGGUGUGGAAGGUCCCAACCAAUUAACAGAAAACAUACUUCAAAUUCUCACACUGAUACAGUAAAAUCAGUGUUUGAUUGUUAUGUGAAGCUCUAUGACAUAACAGAAACAAAUAUUUGUAAGUUUUGUGGUAAAAUUUUCAAGAGCAAGCUAAAGGUUUCAAAGCAUUAUUACAAUGUGCAUAAAAAGCCAGGUACAGUCAAGCCAGUAGAAAAACCUUUUGAGAUAGCUGUAGAACUUGGCUCAGAUAAGUAUAAGUACAAGUGUCCAUUGUGUCCACAGAUUUUCAAUAAUCAUGUGAACAGAAAUCGGCAUCUGAAAAACUGUGUCAGAGUCAUUACUUACCGCAGGCAAUGCAGAGCCAAUGGAAGGUUCAAGUGUCCAUUAUGCCUUGCAACAUUCAGUCUGACUUCUAACAGGUAUAGACACAUUCACACUUUUUGUCUAAAAAACUUUCUAUCAUUUCUUGGAAGUGAUAAAUCAAAGCCCAAGAAAUUUGAUCGAUAUUCAAAUGAGAUGGCAACUGUGCUUAAUAAACUGAAGACGGAGGAAGAACAACUAAAUGGCAAAUCAACUGUAAAUGUAAAUGCUGUGCGUGAACCACUCUAUCGGUGCAAUCUCUGUCCAGCUGUUUUUUAUCAUCCAUCUGGAAAAUACAGGCACAUGAAGAAACACAAGCUCUUUGAACUCACCGGACAAAGGUUUAGAUAUAGGAAUUCACUCACAAAACAUCAAUUUAUCAAAAGGUCAUUGACAAAGGAGACACCACAAAGUGUCAAUGUUCCUCUUAAUCAAGGUGACAGACCUUACUACUGUUUGCAAUGUGGGAAAGGGUUCAAAUCAAAUCUCCAUCUAAUCCAUCAUAAAAUAACACACCAGAGAAGGAUUCAGUGUACUGUCUGCAAAAAGAUUCUUCCAACCAUUGGAGAACUCAUUGAACACAGAAAGUCUCAUAUAAAUAGAGGGUUGCUUCAAUGUCCAGAUUGUCCCCAGAAGUUUGCUUAUCCUGUAUAUCUUUUAAGACAUUUGCGUACACACCUGAAGAGUCAAAAUCAACUACUUCAGCAAGAGGUGACUGACUCUCAUUCUACCCAGACUCUCAGUGAAGGGCAACAUUCUUGUCCAUUGUGCAAUGAAGUAUUUGAUGAAGCACAACUACUCAGCAGCCAUUAUUUGACACACCCCCCCAAACAUUGUGCAGAUUGUCCAUUUUGUAAACGCAAAUUCACAAAGAGACGUAAUUUACUCCGGCACAUGGCUAGGCAUGUUGGUGGUAAACGAUUUUUCUGCAAAUGUGGAAAACGAUUUUCCAAAGAACAUAGCUUAAAAUUACAUCAUGAAACUUGCUCAUCACAGAAUCAGUCGUUGGCCUGUCGUUAUUGUUCUCGUUCCUUUAUUCGUAAAGUGCAUCUUUACAAACAUUAUAGAGGCCACCAGAACAAUACUUUGACUAAAUGUCCAACAUGUGACUUUUUUUUUGGAAAUUCAAAAUUGUACUUGCAUCAGAAGAUGUGCAAGGGUGAGACAAUGACUGACAGAAGCACAACAUCACAAAAAAAUAACCAAUCAGCUGUCCUCAAGGUGUCUACAGGAUCAAACUAUAAAUGUCCAUUCUGUCCUCAAACCUUUAAAUAUCCCUCUCUUUACCGCAGACAUCUUUCUAAACACAAAGAUAUGGAGGCCCAUGCUUGUAUUCUUUGUGGAAAGAACUUCCCAAGUCGACUUUUGUGUUCUCAGCAUGAAGCUUCCUGUGAUGGUUUCUUCAAAUGUGAAGAAUUGAUGGCUGAUAAAAAAGCAGAAAAUCUUCCCCAAAGAGAAUCAACUGACUUCAAAUGUAAAUUCUGUAACAAGACUUUCACAAAAUCACAAAAUCUUAGACAGCACAUUUUGUCCCACAAUGAAGUAAAGCCUUAUCGAUGCAAAGUGUGCGAUAGCUGCUUUUCAAGGUAUGACCACCUGAAAGUUCACUUAGGUUGUUGUAGAGGGAAAGUGAAAUUGCAAUUAAGGCCUCAGAUCUGUAUCCCCAAAAUCAGUUUAGAUCACAUUGGUACUGGUUGGCAAAAAAAUCUUGGGCUUUGUAAUGUUGAAAACAGUCAGAAAUGUGAAUGCAAGAUCUGUGGAAGAAAUUUUGCAAGUCAAUCCAGACUUAAUUGGCACAAUUCAAUGUUCCAUAGUGUAAAGCGAUUUAAGUGCAUGCGUUGUAGUUCAUUUUUCUCUACUGAAAAAUCUCUUCGAACUCAUAUCAAGCUUAGAAGAUGUAGACUGGCCUCUAUUGUCAAAGGCAAGCCUCAUAAAUCAGAAACACAGGCCAUAAAUGUUUCUUCUGAAAAACACAGCAAAAUUCUUGCAAGAAUUCAGCCCAUUUCUGCAAAACAAGAUAUAGGCAAUAUUUUGAAAUGCAAUUUUUGUCCUCGUACAUUCCGAACAAGUGCACAUUUACAAGUACAUAUGUAUCUUCACACUGGUGAGCAGUCAUUUGUCUGUGACUGUGGCAAGACAUUUUUAAGAAAACACCAUCUGCAACGGCAUGUGCAAACCUGUGUGAAAAAAACUGAUCCAAGUCCAUCAAGUGGCUUUUCUUGUGCAUAUUGUAGUUCCAGAUUUUUGCUUUUUUCUCAACUCCAGGAGCACUUUUUAAAUGCUCACAAACUAGAAACAAAGAGUGAACCUUUAAAAACUUCACCUCUGCAACAUCAUUUAUCAAAUAUUCAAAAGUUUGAAGAAAAUCCAUUGUAUGGACCAUCUCAGGCGUCAAAACUCACAAGGCCAGUUGAUGGUGAAGAUUGGCAAACAGCUCCCCAAUUAAGGGAAAGUCCCUUUACUUGUAAUAUUUGUAAUAAAGGUUACUGGAAUAAAACCCUUCUUCGCAAUCACCUUAGAAAAUGUAAAAAGCAAGUCUCAAACAGUAACCAUUCAGUGGAGGAUGAUGUCCCUUUAAGAGCAAAUAUUGAAAUGGUACUCACCAGUUCCCCUGCUGAACACUCACCUGAAGAAGAAAUGGAAGACUUGGAAGAAUCUGAACCACAAAACAAGCCAUUAGUAGAGAAAAAAACUGUUGUGUACCAAUGCUCAGAAUGUGAUAAGAGUUUCACUGACGGCCUUAUGCUCAUUAGCCAUUUAGAGGACCAUGGAAGAGAAGAACAAGAAAAAAGACUAAAUAAAUGCUCUAAAUGUGGAAAGAUGUUCUCUAGUCAAGCAAGGCUUGAAAAACACAUGAUGGUCCAUGAAAGUGGUAUGUUUGUUUGUAGAGACUGCUCAGCAGAGUUUCCCUCAAAAACAGAACUUGAACUCCAUAAAAAGGGAUACCAUGACCCCUCACACCCUUAUUCUUGUCGAUUAUGUAAAUACAGGUUUAGGACUAGAGUAUCUUUAUGUGAUCAUUGUACUAAAGAGCACCCAGAUGAUAUUUUUUCUUGUAAUCUCUGUGAAAGGAACUACACUCUCCGAGCAUCUCUGGUGAGACAUAUGAACAGAAAUCAUGGAGAGGUGAAAGAGCAGAAAGAGCAGAAAGAGCAGAAAGCUGAAGCUGAAAAAUCAUUAAGCGCUCAAAGCACAUCAGAAAGUGAAGAUAACGAUGACAACAAUGAUGACAGUGACAGCAUUGAUUCUGAUUCGGCCCCAUAUUUCCCAUGUCAUGUGUGCGGCAAGACCUUUACCACAUCGGAAAAUCUUGAAGACCAUCAGCGAUGCCAUCUUGGUGAAAAACCUUUUGAAUGUGCUGAAUGUGGACAAUGUUUUUUUCAAGCUGCCCAAUUACAACAGCAUGAACGAAAGCAUAAUUCGGAGUUUCAGUGUCGAGUGUGCAACAGGGGUUUUGUCUCUCUUUUUGCACUAAGAAAGCAUAAGCAUACUUCUGGAAAAAAGCGACCUUUCCGAUGUACAAAGUGUCAGUUAUGUUUUAGAAGUCACGCAGAAUUGUUGGACCAUAAGCUCAGUCACCAGGGGGAGAACUUUCCUUGUGACAUAUGCAACCGUGUGUUUUCUUCCAAGAGCAGUAGAGCAGAGCACCGGAAAAUUCACUUGUCAAGAGGUACUGAACUGCCAGACCACAGUGCAGUUGAAACUGAUAAUAAACCUGCCUCUUUGACAAAUGAAUUUAAAUAUCGAUGUGGUGUCUGCUGUGUGCGUUUCCGAAAUCCUGAGGAGCUUUCAGAACAUGGUUGCCUGGCAAGUAUAGAGCGUCAGUAUUCUUGUAUGGACUGUGACAAACAUUUUUUGCAUUCCUCUCACCUGAAAAUACACUUGAGCACCCAUAAGCAGUCAUCUCUGAGUAAAUAUCCUUGCAAUCAUUGUAACAACAGCUUUUCUUCUUCUCAUGAUUUUCUGAACCAUCUCAGAAACCACGAUGAAACCCUCCGCUAUGGUCAACAAGGCUUUGUCUGUCCAGUUUGUCAUCAGUGUUUUGGAAGUCCUGCUGAACUGGUAUUUCAUUUCCCAACACACCCAAGUGAAACUUUUGAAUGUAAAAUUUGUAACACAACUUUCCUCACUGCAAGCAAGCUGAAAGAACAUGUAUGUCACACUAAAAACUCAAAAUGCAAAAAGUGUGAUCAAAACUAUAUGGGCAGUAGUCAUGAUUGUUCUCAAAAGCAACUUGAGGGAUCAUAUGGUGAUGACGAUGAAAUCGAUGUUACUGGUGAAGAUUUGUGCUGUUGCCCUUUCUGCCCGAUGCAGUUUUCUUCAAAAAGUCAUCUGCUGGAGCAUCAAAACAGACAACACCCAAAAGAAAAAUCAUUUACAUGUGAAAUUUGUGCUAGAACUUAUGCAAAACAAAAGUAUUUAGAUAAACAUAUCAAAAAACAUCACCAAAAAGAACCUGCUCAGAGCACAUCCCAGAUUAAGUUUCAAUGCGCCCAGUGCCACAGUGAGUUCAACACAGCAAAGGAGCUGUCUCUUCAUUUGAAACUACAUGCUGCAGAAAAAGAGGUUGGUGAAUUCCGUUGUGAUAUGUGCUACAAGUCUUUUAGUCAGCUAAGUCUUCUCCGACGUCACCAAGAAAGCCAUGUUGGCCAAGUAGUGUACGAGUGCACAGAAUGUGAUAAAGCUUUUGCUUUCCCACACCUGUUGGAGGCACAUCAGCAAAGUCAUGUUUGAGUCUCUAUGCACCGUCAUAAUUUAGUUUUGAUCUAUUAUACUUUAGUCACAUUUUCUUUCAAUAGUAGUGGCGUUACCUUUCCUCUCCAAUUGUACACAUGUAUAGUGUAAUAUUGUGGAAGGUAAAUGCAAAGCAUGAAACAAUGUUUAGACUGUCAAGUUUGUAAAAUAGCAUUUUAUAGUUAAUUUUUUUUAAAUGUCCAUAGUAUUUUGUUUAUAAACAUUUGUUACAUGUAAUGUGUGCAUUUUUAGUAGUCAUUCCUGUCUUCAAGCUGUUCAAUAUUUUUACAAUAUUUGAUGUUCUUGCUAUUUGGAGAAAUUAAGCAGUAAAUUAUUUUACUGCCAAAUACACAUGGUUUGGGAGCUUUUUAAAAAAAAAAUAAAUAAAUGAAUAAAACUAAUUAAA